Molecule: messenger RNA, 654 nt
Organism: Mesoplodon densirostris (Blainville's beaked whale)
Lineage: Eukaryota; Metazoa; Chordata; Mammalia; Artiodactyla; Ziphiidae
Product: signal peptidase complex catalytic subunit SEC11A-like
Exons: 3
Coding region: 1-552 (183 amino acids)
Cellular component (GO): membrane; signal peptidase complex
Molecular function (GO): serine-type endopeptidase activity
Source: RefSeq, a predicted model, not a curated record
AUGGUAUCUCUCGAUUUUCUGGAUGAUGUGCAGCGGAUGAACAAGCAGCAGCUCUAUUAUCAAGUCCUACAUUUUGGAAAGACAGUCUCCUCGGCACUAAUGCUCUGGAAGGGGUUAACGGUUAUAACUGGAAGUGAAAGUCCAAUUGCGGUGGUGCACAGCAGCAGCAUGGAACGUGCAUUUCAUAGAGGAGAUUUUCUCUUUCCAGCAAGUCGAGUUGAAGAUCAUCCCGUAGGAGUGGAAGAAAUUCCCGAAAUUGUUGUUUUUAGGAUAGAAGGAAGAGAGGUUCCUAUAGUUCACCGAGUCUUGAAGAUUCAUGAAAAGCAAAAUGGACAUAGGAAGUUUCUGACCAAAGGAGAUAACAGUGUGGUUGAUGCCCGAGGCCUGUAUAAACAAGGACAACAUUGGCUAGAGAAGAACGAUGUUGUGAGGACAGCGAGGGGAUUUUACUCUUUUUGCUGGGUUUAUUUGUGCUGGUCCAUUGUGAGUAAGAAGUCUGCCUUGCUGUUCCUGGAAGAUGCUGUACUUUUUGUUCCUGAAUGUUUGGAGUAGAUAUCGAUCUGUGGUUGGUGGAAUGGAGAACACAUGUUGGCGCUUCUUGGUAGCCCUGGUUUGCAUUAAGUCUAUGUUUCCACGCCAGAGUACGUGUGGGCG